Messenger RNA from Paramormyrops kingsleyae, 5051 nucleotides. Its product is annotated as leucine-rich repeat-containing protein 38-like. Gene Ontology annotation, molecular function: potassium channel activator activity; voltage-gated potassium channel activity; transmembrane transporter binding. The record is from RefSeq and is a predicted model, not a curated record. Gene Ontology annotation, cellular component: voltage-gated potassium channel complex. NCBI's taxonomy places the organism in Eukaryota, Metazoa, Chordata, Actinopteri, Osteoglossiformes, Mormyridae.
CCUCGACAAUGUUGCCAUGUGUUCGCUGGCUCCAGUCACUCCUCGCUCUGCUCUCCUCCACCAUGCCGACCUGGGGGCAAAACAGCUGCCCGAGCCGCUGCCUGUGCCCGGACCCCCACACCGUCAACUGCAGCGGCCGUGAGCUGAGCAGCCUGCCGGACCCCCUCCCCCUGGAUGUCCGCCGCCUCGUGCUCUCCGACAACUCCAUAACCGGGAUCCCCUCCGACUUCCUGAUCCUCUACAGCGACCUGGUCCACCUGGACCUCCGUAACAACCUGCUGUCGCGCAUCGAGCCCGGCACGCUCAGCACCUCCUCCCGGCUCGUCUUCCUGGACCUCAGCUGCAACAACCUGACGGAGAUCCCGCCGGGGACGUUCGGCGAGUCGCGCAGCCUCAUCAAGCUACGCCUAGGGAACAACUCGCUCCUGAGCAAGGUGAGCGAGGAUGCCUUCAAGGGCCUGACGUCCCUGUGGGAACUCGAGCUGCAGGGGAACGCCCUGUCCUGCCUGGAUGUCCGGGUGCUGAGCCGCCUCCCCUCGCUGCGGCGGGUCCGUCUGGAGGGGAACCCCUGGGUGUGUAACUGCAGCUUCAUCAAACUGUUCACAUGGCUGUCUGAGAACACGCUGAAGCUUCCUACAGGCAUGAAGGGCAUAGAGUGCAUAAUCUCCAAGAAUGAGAACCGGACAGACCUCAGCAGGCUCUCCAAGGAGAGCUUCCAGAAGUGUCGCGUGACCCCCAUGGAUUACAUCAUCGUCAUCUUCUCCGGUGUAGCAGUCUUAGUGGCCGGCAUUGUGGCCAGCUUCUUCCUGGCCACCACGGCCCACUGUUGUCAGCGCUGGAGUGAGACCAACAAGGGUGACAAUGACGAGAACGAUGCCUGAGAUGGGGACACAUCCGCAGAGUUGCCCCUGUCCUACCCACAGAACCUUCGACCCUGAUGCAGAGGACUGGGUGAGGCUGUGAAAGAGGAACCCACAACAUGUGAAUCGCACCCGAUGCACUGGGGGCUUUGUCUGCACAGACAGGUGUGUUCCAUUUUGGGCAAUUAGGUACGUGUAGAAGGAGACUACACAAUGUAGAGAAGGUAUUUAGGUUCCUUUGGCCGGUUUGAGAUCUUUCACAUUUUUUUUUUUUUUUAAAAUAAACAAUUUAUCCAGGCCUUACCGCAAAAACUGCCAGGGAGAGAUUACCUGAAAUCCCAAAAACGUCCUGCGAUUCCUCACAAUUUAGCGAUAGACAAUGAAAAGUCAUUGGAGCUCAUCUAUAAAGUAAGCACCAGCUUCUAAAGUAAGCCUGCAAUCCAGAAACACUUCGCAGAAUCAUUUAGUGACAUGCGAGUGUUUAGUGAGUUGGAAAAUGCUGAUAGUCAGAGACCAAGUGUGGUUUUCUAAUAGGCAUUGCAGGUGACUUUGUAGUGGAGGAAAAGUUUCCAAAGAGUGCCAGAUUUUAUAGUAUAUGUUUAUCUUUAUUUUCUUGACAAAACUACCUCUUCUUUUCUCCUUAAAAAUGUUUAGUAAAAGUGAUAAUCUAAUAUAAUUAGUCACAGAUUAGAAAUCUGUCCCAUUAAAAUGUGUCUAGAGUUUUUCAUCGCAUAAAUUAAAAAUACAAAAUAUCAAAUUAAAAAGAAAAAAGUGUCUGUUCAUUACUAAAUGUACUGUAAAAUCAAUCAUUUAAAGUAUAUGCUUAAAGCAGAUAUGCCUAAAACAUCUGGUCCAAUUUAGUGAGCGAUUUCUUUGAUGUGCAGAAAUGUUUGACUGUUUAGUGUCAUGCAUUCAUAAGAUGAAUCGAAACAAUGCUUUUUGGCUACUUUCUGUGCUGUUAUUUUAUUAAGAAAACAAUGGUGGCGAUGGGGAGGAGGUGGGUUGUUAGGCUGCAUCCUAAUUCAGGCGCUGCAUCUUUCAAAGGCGGCAUUCGAAGACCUAAUGUGUGACAGUGGUGUGACACGGCCAUCCCUUGUUGGCUACAAAUGCAGCCUAGACAUGCUUUAUUAUUAUACCGAGAUCCCAGGAUUCACUGCAUGAACUGUAUUGAAGGGUACAGCCAGGGUUCGAAUUACAAAGUGGCUUUCGGGGGAGCCGUAUUUACCGAUCCUCCCUGACUGACUUUAACGCUUUUGGUGCAUGUUCGGGCAUUUAAAACAAUAGGUUUACAGUAAACCUAUUGUUUACUUAGUAAACCGUUUACUUCAAAACGCAAGCGUCAGUCAGUGUUCACUGACAUGGUUUGAUUUUUUUUAUUAUUUUUUUUAUUUAACGUAAUUUUGAAAAGACAGAAGCCAGCGUUUUUUCAUUAUUCUACAUUAAGAUUUCAGUGAGAUAUAAACUGAAAUAGACGCGAAAAGUACGCUGUACAAUGCACUCGAACCCAGAAGGUUAAAGCACGUGAGCAGAGCAAUAUUAGGACCAUAAGACACAGGGACUAUUUCCCCCCACUUCUGGGGGAAAAAAAGUGCGUCUUAUGGUCCGAAAAAUACGGUAAUUUCAGUGCAGCGCCGCCACGCAUGGAUGGUCACAGCAGGAGACAGCGGAAAAUAGUAUUCGGAAAUAGUAAUGUAAUGAGCGAAUAAACACACAACAUUGACACAUUUUUAAUAUCAUUUAUUUCAGGAACCUUAAUGUACAGAAAAUCAAAAUCUAUAUGCGACACAAAAAAUGGAGAGUGUUUUAGAGCUCCCCCUAAAUGUCUCAAAGUAGGCUUUCAGGGGAGCCCAGGUCCUUUUCAGGGGAGCCGAGCUCCCCUUAGCUCCCCCGUAAUUCGAACCCUGGGUACAGCCUACAAAGGCUACACAGAUAUUAUCCUUUGAAGGAUGCAGCACCUGAAUUUUUACACAGCCUUACAGUGGCUGGGUUUAGAUGGGGAUUUUUGGGGUUACACAUGCUCCAGGAAGGGAAUCGGCUUGGCCGAAUAUCUUUGGUUGGAAAAAUGUCCUUUGUGUUGAGAACUUUGAGUUACUGAGUUUAACACUGUGUUCUGUGUCGUUUACUUGUGGUAUUUCACAUAGAAACCGUACCGACAGGUCUGGACUCCUAAAUGACUUUGUUUAUUCCUUCCAGAAAGAACAGAAGCAGCAGAGUCCUUGAUUUCCAAAGAGUAUGUUUGUUAGUUCUAUUCUAAGGGGUCAUCAGCAGCUAAUGGUGUCUCUGUGACAUUGAUUCUCGCUUGGGUGUAUCUGAAGCCCCACUGUCACAUGACUGGCAUCUAAUCUGGCUUUAUAGGAGGAGAAGGCCAAGCUCCAGUUCAGGAUGACAGCUCUACAUUUGUCAAAACUUCUUCAUGUCUGUUUGAAGUCCCCAACUGACAUACCAUCUCACUACAGAUUGGUCGGCAAGCCCCCAAAAAUUAAGUUGUUCAUAAAUUAUUUGCAUUUAAAGAAAAACAAGGCACAAAACGUAUAAUAAAUUCAGGUACAUAUAUGUUGUUACUUACGCUGGUGGUGCAGCAGACCCAUCAUAUAUCUGUAUCCAUCAUCUAAAGAGUUACAGUUCAGGUUGGCUUUCAUUUCUUAUUUUCACUGCUACUCUUGAUUGAUUUUCAAUAUGUCUCAUAUUUGCAGCAUGUUCAACGGUAUUACUGUACCUGACUUUUGGUCAUGCAUGUGCUACUUUAAAUCCUUUUUUUGCACAACAUUUUCAGAUGGGGUGUGGAUCCAUGCGCAUGAAACCGUGCUCUUGAAAUGUUUCUUCUUCUUCCAAGAUUAAAAUUAGCAAUAUUUAAGGGUUAAAAAGUGAUCCCGUUCACCUGAGUAAGGUGAUCAGUCUGUUUCAGAGGUGGAUAGUUCGGGUCCAGAAACGAAACAAAAUCUUGGUCUGGAUUUUUACCUUCUAGACCUGAACUAUCCACCUCUGAGACAGACUGAUUUUGAGGAUUAAACUAUAGCUUAAUGUUCAGAAGAAACAGCAAUGGUUAGCAGUUAGUCUGGUGACUAUGUAGCAAGGCAGGAGUUCCAAGAAGGGUCUUGUCCUUGUGUAAAGGCUCGCUUUGGAUGAAGUAGUCCGCUAAUCUUAUGACAGUAAUGAUAAUCGUUAUUCAAGGAAAGCUGGUGGUUAACAGCUAGAGUAGUAACAGGAGAAAGAAGGCUUUGUAUAAUCAUUUCCCUUUGGGUAAAACCAGACAGCGAUCCCACCCACUGUGGGUCUCAGAACCUCAUUUUUUUCACAGCAUGGAGUGAGGAGGGGCUGUUUUUUUUCACAAUGUUUACAGUCUAUUGCUUCUCUGAUGCUCAUGCUCAAAGCUGCUCUCAGUUUUCCAUCCUAUUGUACAGGUGGAUAUUUCAUUGGAACAACUGAAACUAAGAUUAUAGGAUUUCACUUAACUAUUCCCCAAAACACUAAGCCACAAUCCCCUUUCCACCACUCUUUCUUAAUAAAAAAAAAUCAAAAUCAACUAUUGAAAAAAAAUCAAUAUAACAUUCAUCAGGUUUAGUGCUCUGCUAGAGAAUGUUCUGAAUGCUGGAAUCAGCUUUGAUGCUUCAGAUGGCCAGAUUAACAGAGAAUCUACAAAACAACAUAGUGACACAUUAACAUUGGAAGGCACUUUUUCCUGAAAACAAGGGGACUUAAGUGUGAUUAUACAGCUGCAAAUCUGACAAGGAAAAUAGAUUUCUGUUCAGAUCCAACUAAACAGCACACAAAGUCCUGAAUUUAAUCUCUGGAUUAUUGCUUUAGUGAUUCUGGAACUAGUUCUUUGUAGAACCCGAAUAAAGUAUUUUAUUUUUUAUGUUAAUAGUGAAAUGCCAUUUGCUGGAAAAUGCUCUUAAAAUCCUACGUGCAGUGCAAUUUGCUAACCUUGCUCUCUGAAAUAACUACAUUUUGAGUAUGUCCUGUAUGUGAAUAUCAUUUUACAAUAAUAAUACUGUUGAAAGAAAAGUUAUUAACCUUUUAUACUUAUAUAUUCCACUUUAUACCAAAAUAAAAUUCUUUCUUGCUGAGGCAAAUAUAUGUCCUAAUAACUAUGCUAUGAACAUAAUGAACACUGUAAAAUGGUGGUAUACAUGUAUAUGUAUAUGCAUAGUUAUAAAAUUCAAAAUGACAAAAAUAAAUUUUUUCAAGAUA